This is a messenger RNA of Leptidea sinapis, 3968 nucleotides long. RefSeq names its product mitotic spindle assembly checkpoint protein MAD1 (gene Mad1). The record is from RefSeq and is a predicted model, not a curated record. Lineage: Eukaryota; Metazoa; Arthropoda; Insecta; Lepidoptera; Pieridae. The transcript has 14 exons. Gene Ontology annotation, biological process: attachment of mitotic spindle microtubules to kinetochore; mitotic spindle assembly checkpoint signaling. Gene Ontology annotation, cellular component: kinetochore; mitotic spindle; nuclear envelope. Bases 130 to 2265 code for a protein of 711 amino acids.
ACUCAAAAGAAAUCUAAUGUAUUGUUUGUAGUUUGGACGAGCUUCUAUUUCUAUUAUUUAGUGACGGUCUUUAGUUUUUCAAUAAGUAAUAAAUUGUUUAUUAUUUAUGUCGAAACGUUUUUCAUAAAUAUGGCUAAAGAAGGCGAUAUGUCUCUGUUCAAUGAUGUCCUAGAGCCAUUCCGGCGAGUUAUUAACACCGAUCCGCCAAAAGAUAAACUGUCGGCGUCAAAUAAACUUAACUUUUCGGAUAGUAACAGCUCUUUAAAAGAAGGAAUAACCAAUCUUCUUAACUCUGGUAAGCGUAAGGCAAGUCUAAAUAGUUCUGAACCAGAAACUCCUGGCAAACGUAUCCGUACAGAUUCUUCAUCAAAUGUUCCUCCAUCACCAUGGGAAAGUAAGAGAUUGAAAAUAGAUUUGAUUGCUGCAAAGGCUCAGAUUGCCAAACUGGAGUCUAGAAUAAAUCAUCAACAUCAAAUCUUUAAAGAAAUGCAAAUUCUAUUUGAAGGAGAGAAGGGCUCAUUAGUUGAACAACACAAAAGAGAUGAACGAGCAAUAUCAGACUUAGAAGACAGACUAACCCUUAUUAGAAAGAGAGAGCAGGAUUUAAGAGAAGAAUUUGGUGAGUCAGUUAAAGAUUUUAAUGAAAGUAAAGCUGCAUUUGAUAAAGAAAAAUUAGAUCUGCAAAAACAAGUAGAAGACUUAAAGGAUAAACUUCUGGAAGUGAAUGUCAGUAGUGCGGAUCAAAUAUCCGAAAUGCAAAAAGACAUGAAUGAAUUGCUGGCUGCUCUAGAAAGCGCACAAGAGGAAGCUGCUAACUUUAAGAGUGAAGUGGAACAACUCAAAAUAAAAUCGGAACAAUGUACAAGCUUGAGAAAUCAGUUGGAGAAGCAGACAUUUGAGUUUCAACAAGUGACUAGGAAAUUAAAGCAGAUGGAAUAUGAAAAAGAUUCAUAUCAGGAUUGGCAAACUCAAGCUAAGACGGCACAAAAACGUCUAUCAAAUAUGGCUGAAUUGGAGAAAGAAGUGACAAGGCUGAGAGCGACUGAGAGAUCAUUACGUGACACAAUAUGCAACACAUUGUUGCUGGAGGAACAAGUCCACGUGUUGACAGCUAAACUGGAAGCAUUGCAGCCGGUGCAGCAGGAACUACACGAGGCAAAGGUUAAGUUGGCGUCAUUGGAAUCUUCGCUGGAAGAAUGGCGGAGUGCAGCUCAGUCGCAUGGUGUGGAGAAUGCUCGAGCCCUGUCUGCGGCGCUGGAUGCAGCACUGAGCGGACAGAUGAGUGCGGUCACCGACGCCUCCAUGGCACAGACACAGCUGGCACAACUCACGGAGGAUGCAGCAACACUGAAGUUUGAACGCGACAAAGUGAAUGCAAAACUGAAUGAUCUGUUGACUGUACGUAAAAAUCAGGAAAGCCUUAUACACAGACUGCAGAAACGAUUGUUGCUGGUCACUAGAGAGAGGGAUAGUUACAGGCAACAAUUGGACAGCUUCGAGAAGGAGUUAACUGUAACACUGAGCGGAGAGACAGGUGCCGGUGGUGCUGCCUUGCUGCAGGCCAGGGUAGAGCAGCUGGAGAGGUCAUUGCAAGGCUACAGAGACCUGCUCGCGACUCAAGAUCAGGAGAGUCAGGCUAAAGCUUUGGAUAGUGCCCGCGCAGAAGCCACCAAGUAUCGCGAGGAGGCAGAGAACGCCAAGCGUGAGUUGGGCAAGAUACGCGCGCAGAGGGAUCAACUACAUGCGCAUUUGGACAAACUUGCCGCACCCACUAAGGUUCUGCAUUUGGCCGAUAAUCCGGCAGCGUUGGUGCAAAAACAAAUUCAAAUGGACUUAGAUGCCGCACAAGAAGAGAUAAAGAAGCUGAAAGCAGCUCUCCGUGAGGGUAGCGGCCGUGCGUGUCCUGAAGAGAUGCAGCAGUUAAAACAGCAGCUGGAAAACAGUAGGAUCAAGCUGCAACGCAUGAAGGAGGAGUUUACGUCGUCAGCACAGGAGUACAGAGAUGUCUGCUACAUGCUGUUCGGAUAUAAGUUAGAUAGAACUGGACACAAGAAUUACAGAGUAUCGAAUAUGUACGCGGAAUCGCCAGACGAGUUCCUCACAUUCACACUGUGUGAGGAUGGCAUAGAGAUGGUGCAUACAGACUACUCCACUACCCUCGAGGAUCUGAUCGACUUGCAUCUCAACCAGCACUGCUCAAUACCCAUGUUCCUGGCCGCGUUGACAAUGCAGCUCUUUAAUAAAACUACCAUCCAACAUGUGUAGACUGUCAGAUUAGAUUAAUUAUUAAAUUAAUUUUAAAAAUAUUAUGCGUCUUUAAGAAGAAUGAGUGUUGUAAUAAUCCACGUAUUAAUAAAUCUAUGAAUGUAACACAAUAUAUUUUUAUGUUUUAUCUACACCCAUGCUUUAAAUACUCUAUUAAAGAUUCUGAAACAGUUAGCUUAUUGCCAACAUUAAAACAACCAAUGUCUUAAUAACCGUUACAUCAUCCAAACGGAUUGUACUGAAUUUCAUAAUAACACUACUUUGUUUUUUUCGAUCCCUUCAUGCGCAAAGAGUUUCAACAGACAGCCACAUUCUUAUUGCUCGAUGCGUGCUAUCUGUAUGAAUUUAAAAAAAGAACAUUUUCGUUUACGCGCUUUCCACAGUACCAGAACGUCGCGCGCCGUAAAAAAGAGUAGGUUAUUCGAAUCCCCGCCAUUUAAUGUUAGCAGUAAGCUAACUGUUUCAGAAUCUUUUAGAAGAUUCAUAUUAUGGGUGUAGAUAAAUGAAGAGUUUUUUUAGAAUAUACUCAUAUAGUCAUCAUCAUCAUCCGGAAGACGUCCACUGCUGGACAAAAGCCUCCCCCAAAGAUUUCCAUGACGAUCGGUCAUGCGCUGCCCUCAUCCAACGUAUUCCGGCGAUAACUUAAUAAACUUUUAUCAGACAUGAUUUAGAGAAUGUUUAUUUUAAAUUACUCCGAAAUUUAAUAUCAUCAAAAGCAUAUACUUAGUUCUUUUAUAGUAAAUAGUAAUAAUAUUUUUUUUUAUUUCACAAAAAGUACUUCAAAACUAGGGGCAUAAAGCUUAUCGCCUGUAUUGGGAAUAGUGUGUGUUGCCAUUCAAAAGGGCUUAACCAAACAGAUUUUUAAUACAAUUUGGACCGAUAGGUUUUGAGAAAUAUCAAAACAACUACGAAAAAAUGUUGUGUUUUUGGAAUAGUUUUAAAACGGCUUUACCGAUCUACUGUUAACUGCGUGAAAAUUAGGUUUAUUCAUUCAAAAGUAAUUUCGGUUUAAAAAUUUUAAAAUACGGUUUUAUUUAACUUUUAUCAUACUUUUGACCUCGAAGAGCUCAAAUUUAACACACCUCGUAUGCAAUUUAUAAUUAAAAAAAUACUAUUAUUUGUAUGUCUACCUAUUGAUAGAUUUUGAGCCGGUGCCAAGCCCUAAACAAAAUAAAACUUAAUAUUAUAAACAGCUUACUGUCAUUUUCAACGAUAUCUGCCCACUUGGGUUGUUUUGUUCUAGAUGAAGCUAUCCCGCUUAAAGUCACGCGUGGCGAUUGUAGGCAUCUCUAUUAUAUUUGGCUUGGCACCGACUUCAAAGCUAUCAAUAGGUCGCACGUAUAAAUAAUAGUAUUUUAUUAAUAUUAAAAGGUUUGCAUAAGAGAUGUACUUAUUAAAUAAAAUCCUUAUUAAGUUAUUUUAUACGUUUUAGUUUUUGAAGUCGGUUCUUUUUAUAAUCAAUAUUUCUAUGUAAAUUUAAAAUGUAUUUUCCGCAACCAUAUGAUGUAAGUUGGUAGACAUUCCAUGAGAUAUAAUAGCAAUACUGUUUGUUAUCCGUCGAUUUUUCUUUAACGUGUACGAAGGCAUUGGUGGUGGUCGCGGUAGUGACAUACUAUCGUGUGACCCUGCAGAGCACACACUAUUAAAUAAAUGGCUACUUUAUAAAAUCUUGUACAUAAUAAAAAUAUUAAAUUAGAAAAUAA